This is a messenger RNA of Fundulus heteroclitus (mummichog), 1590 nucleotides long. RefSeq names its product interleukin 17a/f1 (gene il17a/f1). The transcript has 3 exons. Gene Ontology annotation, molecular function: cytokine activity. Gene Ontology annotation, cellular component: extracellular region. Gene Ontology annotation, biological process: inflammatory response. Bases 958 to 1416 code for a protein of 152 amino acids. The record is from RefSeq and is a predicted model, not a curated record. NCBI's taxonomy places the organism in Eukaryota, Metazoa, Chordata, Actinopteri, Cyprinodontiformes, Fundulidae.
CACAAAACUUCCAAAUAAACCAUUUAACUUUCCCUGUUUGCUUCUCUGCCAAACCUGUCGGCGCCUCGUUAGUCCGGUUCACUUUGGUUAUCCAAGGAAGAGCAGUGGUUCAGGAAAACGUUGGUUAUUUCAGCAGCGGGCUAGCUUGCGGCCAUGAGCUAGCCGAAACGUGGUCGGGGUGCAGCGUAGGCCGGCCCGACGUCCUGCAUGCCGUCUCUGAGCUCUCAGCUUUUUAUUUUCAUCAUGGCACAACAGCAGAUAGCUGCUCAUCAUAGGCCCGGUUCUGGUUCUGCUGGAGGUGUUCUCUUGUUAAAAAGGGGUUGUUCCUUUCCACUGUCCCCACAUGCUUGCAUCAGUGUGAGAUACAGAGCCAGUCGUGGUUGAAUUUAAAUGUUUUAGUUUUUGUGAAGACUUUACCGCAUGUCUUUGGUUUAACCGUUGCAGAACGUUCUGAGAGUUCAGGCCUUCGUUCUCAGCAGCGUCGGGUUCUGGACUGAAACUGUGCGGCGGCAGCAGCUGCUGUGUCUCCAGCUGUUGGACCGAGGCGGUUCAGAGAAGUUCAGUCGGUACAGAAUCAACACAUUUCAGGGUGAAACGGGAUUCUGCAACCAUGCUGUGACCUAGAAAAGCUGCUGUCAGGGUUUGAUGCAGAAUAUUUCAUCCUCAAAGGCAGAAAGUGGGUCGACGUUCAGACUUCGUCAGCCGGGUCGCUGCGGUUUACAGAGGAGGAUCAAAGACGCUCAGGUGGUGACAUCACCGUACACGGUGCGGCGCCGGCCCGCAUAAAAAACCGAGCUGUUUACGCUGAAGCUCAUCAGAACAGCAGUCAGGAGGGGAAGAUCAGCACCAGCAGCUCAAACCGGACCUCCAGCUGAGCCUCAGGAACUUUCAGGGUUAAACCAACCGGCUGCAAACACCAGGAGCACCUGACCCGACACGGAUCCGACCAGAACCAGCAUGUUUCCAGCCUCAGACAGCUCCAGUGUGACGGCCUCCAGGGCCGUCGCCAUGGUAGCGAUGGUGGUGAUGAUGGCGGUGGCCAUGACAGAGGCGGCCCCCAGGCACCACUCAGAAGAAACCUACUCGCUGCUCCUGGACCCCAAAGUCCUGGUGCCCAGCAGGAACCUCCGCCCGCUGGAGAACGCCUCCAUCUCGCCCUGGGCGUACAACACGUCCAGCGAUGACGCGCUGUUCCCACCCGUGAUGUCAGAGGCCCGCUGUCUGCUGCAGGGCUGCCUGGACCUGGAGGGCAAGGAGGACCUGAACCUGAGGUCCCGGCCCAUCAUGCACCAGGUGCUGGUGCUGCGGCGGGUCAAGACGCCGGGGGAGGGGCACAAGUACCAUUACCGCCUGGAGACCCGCGUCAUCGCCGUGGGCUGCACCUGCGUCCGGCACAUGGUCCACAUCCAGGAGUGAAGACCUGCUUGAGUCGAUGGGCGUCUAAUAGUCACCGGAGGAAUUCAUGAAGAAUUAUAUCUGUUCCAUUUCUGUAAAGUUUUACGUCAAACCAGAGAAAACUACACCACUAAGUUACACAUCAGGAGCCUCGUCAAGUCUUAUUUAUGCUUAUUUAAGUUUUAUUUAACAGUU